Molecule: messenger RNA, 1044 nt
Organism: Carlito syrichta (Philippine tarsier)
Lineage: Eukaryota; Metazoa; Chordata; Mammalia; Primates; Tarsiidae
Gene: CSNK1A1L
Product: casein kinase 1 alpha 1 like
Exons: 1
Coding region: 31-1044 (337 amino acids)
Biological process (GO): negative regulation of canonical Wnt signaling pathway; peptidyl-serine phosphorylation; signal transduction
Cellular component (GO): nucleus; cytoplasm
Molecular function (GO): ATP binding; protein serine/threonine kinase activity
Source: RefSeq, a predicted model, not a curated record
CGGGCCCGACCUCCACCCGGGUCUCUCCGCAUGGCGAGCAGCAGCGGCUCCAAGGCUGAACUCAUCGUGGGCGGGAAAUACAAACUGGUGCGGAAGAUCGGGGCUGGCUCCUUUGGGGAUGUUUAUCUGGCGGUCACCACCGCCAACGGCGAGGAAGUGGCGGUGAAGCUGGAAUCUCAGAAGAUCAAGCACCCCCAGCUGCAGUACGAGAGCAAGCUCUACACGAUUCUCCAGGGCGGGGUGGGCAUUCCCCACAUGCACUGGUAUGGCCAGGAGAAAGACUGCAAUGUCCUGGUCGUGGAUCUCCUGGGACCCAGCCUCGAAGACCUCUUUAAUUUCUGUUCGAGAAAGUUCACGAUGAAGACUGUGCUUAUGUUGGCGGACCAGAUGAUCAGUAGACUUGAAUACAUGCACACAAAGAAUUUUAUACACAGAGACGUUAAACCAGAUAACUUCCUGAUGGGGACCGGGCAUCACUGUAACAAGUUAUUCCUUAUUGACUUUGGUUUGGCCAAAAAGUACAAAGACUCCAAGACAAGGCAACACAUACCGUACAGAGAGGAUAAGCACCUCAGUGGCACUGUCCGAUACGCCAGCAUCAAUGCCCAUCUUGGCAUUGAGCAGAGUCGCCGAGAUGACAUGGAAUCAUUAGGCUACGUCUUGAUGUAUUUUAAUAGAUCCAACCUGCCGUGGCAAGGACUAAAGGCUCUAACAAAGAAACAAAAAUUUGAAAAGAUUAGUGAAAAGAAGAUGUCCACUACUGUUGAGGUUUUAUGUAAGGGAUUUCCUCCAGAAUUUGCCAUGUACUUAAACUACUGUCGUGGGCUGCGUUUUGAGGAAGCCCCGGAUUACAUGUAUCUGAGGCAGCUUUUUCGCAUUCUUUUCAGGACCCUGAACCAUCAAUAUGACUACACAUUUGAUUGGACACUGUUAAAGCAGAAAGCAGCACAGGAGGCAGCCUCUUCCAGUGGGCAGGGCCUGCAGGUCCAAACCCUCCCAGGCAAGCACACGGAGAUAGCCAAGAAUAAUGUGAAAGGUUCCUAA